Messenger RNA from Ochotona princeps (American pika), 7882 nucleotides. RefSeq names its product centrosomal protein 295 (gene CEP295). Gene Ontology annotation, biological process: regulation of centriole replication. NCBI's taxonomy places the organism in Eukaryota, Metazoa, Chordata, Mammalia, Lagomorpha, Ochotonidae. Bases 485 to 7843 code for a protein of 2452 amino acids. Gene Ontology annotation, cellular component: cytosol; centrosome; centriole. The transcript is spliced from 31 exons. The record is from RefSeq and is a predicted model, not a curated record.
UUCCUCUGGCAGUCCCAAAAACUUCCUCCAGAGCAGCAAUUUCUCACCUUUAGAUAUAUAACCCACUUACAUCGGUCUCCCCUGACCUAGCGGCGCUCUGUGCUCACCCCCUCACGGGUUACAGCGGAACACGGCAUUUUAGCAGGCUCGGCGUUUGUUCCUUGGAAGAAGUGUGAAGUGACAACUCCUGCCCCGUAAGUGCACACAACACCCAUGAACUCUGUCCUAGGUACAUCAAAAGAUGUCUCCGCAAGGCGUGUAUUCUCCCGUUUCUGGCCCUCUGUUUCCGGAUUUGUACUAAGAGCCAUUGAGCGAGAGGAAGUCACCUUUCAAAGCUCAGGUUAGUAUGAGAAAUAAAGGGCGCCUACGUAGAGCUGUGCGCGUGCGCGGGCAGCCAGUGCCGCCUGGCCUUCCCGGCUGUCCCCGGGGAGGCGGGACCAGGCAGCUUCCCGCGGUUCGGCCCCGCCAUUGGCGGGCGGUUUGAAUGACGGAAGUGACGAGACCUUGGCGAUGGCUGCCCCGCAGGCGCACAAACGGCUGGUGGGAGGCUGAGCCGUGGGGGCCGCGAGAGGCGGUGUGUGUGCUGGAGCGGCGGGCUGUGCGCGGCCUGCGCUCAGAUUAUUUACAUUUGGACCACACAGAAAUGAAAAGAAAAGUAGCAAAUGCUGGCAAGCUGAGAUUGAGUCCUAAUGAGGAAGCAUUCAUUUUGAAAGAAGAUUAUGAGAGAAGACGAAAGCUGAGAUUGUUACAGGUUCGUGAACAAGAAAGAGAUAUUGCCUUACAGAUACGAGAAGAUAUAAAACAGAGGAGAAAUCGGCAGUUUUCUCGUUUAGCAGAGGAACUAAGGGCAGAAUGGGAGGAAUCACAAACUCAGAAAAUAAGAAACUUGGAAAAAUUGUAUUUGGCCAGUUUAAAAACUAUGGGAGAGGGACAUCGACAGGCCAAAGAAAAUGAGCCUGACUUUGAUGCUUUGGCGCGCCGGGCUGCAGAACGGAAACGAAAAGCACAAGUGAGGCAUAAAGAGGCCCUGAAGCUGCAGAAAAGUCAAAAGGAAAUGGUAGCAAAAGAAAAAACCUGGCAUAUACAAACUCGAAAGGAAGCACUGCUUGUGGAAAAAGAGAGAUCUGCCAAAAUUGCAAGUUUGCCACCUCCUCCGCCAGCUCUUUUUGAGAACAUUGACAUAAAAAGAAGUUCUGCAGUAAAGCCCAGUAGUUCCACGUACCAUCAUCUGUCCACGUUUGUGAGUAGAGAGACACACACAAAGCAGACAGAUGCUCAUGUGGCUGCUGAGGAAGAAGCUAAAAGAUUGGAUGAACUACAAAAGCAGGCUGUCCAAGAGAGAAAGGAACAGUGUGAAAAGGCACACAUAAGGGGUUUCCAAGCAAUGCAGAAGAUCCACUUGGCUCAAAGUCAAGAGAAAGUAAUGAAAGAGCUCCAACAGCUGCAACAAGAGGACCUAGCACGCAGGAGACAGACGGUAGCACAAAUGCCGCCUCAACUAGUUGAGCUUCCAUACAAACGCAGUGAAAUGAAAGAAGACUGGCAGAGAGAACUGGAAUUUGCCUUUGAAGACAUGUACAAUGCUGACAGGAAGGUGAAGGGAAACCUGAUUUUACACCUUGAACCAGAGCCUUUGCCUACUGUUACUGAUCAGAUUCAAGAUGAAGAACUGGACCUUUCCAUGGAACAAGAAGAUGUAGGUGAAACUCAGAACCUUCAAGUAACAGAAGCUAAAAUGUCUAGUGAACCAGAAGUUCCCUUUGCAAUGAAAACCAAGCAAGUCUCUUCAAAAAUUAUUUUUAAAAAAUUAUUAAAUAAAAUACGAAACCAAAAAUCUCUCUGGACAAUUAAGUCCUUGUCUGAGGACGAAAGUGAAGUGAUUACAACUGUUAAUGAAAUUGAGAGUAAGGCAUCAGCUGCUGAGUCGGGAACCGAGCAGGAACAAGAGGUCGAAGGCGAUAAGGGAACGAUUGAGUCUGGGACACUCGCUAGUGAAGAUGUUCUACUUCCGUGCCAGAAAGACUCUGCAGUGAGACAAGAAAUAAAUGAGACUCUGCCUGUCACACCUGCGGCUCCAAGUUCAGUCCUUCUCCACCCUCAAGAAGCAGCAGCCAGAGUUAGAAUGUCUGCAAGGCAGAAACAGAUAAUGGAAAUAGAAGAGCAGAAGCAAAAGCAGCUGGAAUUACUUGAACAAAUUGAACAACAGAAGUUAAGAUUAGAAAUUGACUGCUUCAGGGCUCAGCUGGAAGAAGAAAAAAGGAAAAAAAGUCAACAGACUCAGGAUGGUGCUGCUCCAGUAUCAUGCAGUGUACUUCCUGAUGAAGACAGUCACAGGCAGAUGAUUCGCAAUUAUCAACAUCAGCUUUUACAGCAAAAUAGGUUACACAAGCAGUCUAUUGAAACAGCCAGAAAGCGAUUACUUGAAUAUCAGUCUGCAUUAAAGGGAAGAUGCCCAUCCAUGUCAGCCACAUCACUGGUGCCGGAUUCUGUUAUAUCGGCAUCACCACAGAAAUCUAGAAGGCAUACUGCCGUCACAGAAAGCUGGGAUCACGAUCAGAGACCCCGGCUGAGCCCUAAGAAAUAUCAGCCGACACAGCUUCUACGGAGCUCCAAAUCAGAACCUGACCAUUUGCAGGUGCAAAGGCAAAAUCACUUUCAACAGAAACAGGUAGAAACAGCAGAAACAUUAAGCACUCCAGAUGUUCCAGCCAGGCGUGCUUUAGAAUCACAGGAACUUGGAAGGCAGUUCACACAGACUGAAGCACAACAGAGAGACUAUGCAUAUUCUAAGCCAGCUGAACCUUCCUUGUUCCUGCCGCUGGUUCCUCAGCAUUCUUUUAGUUCUUUGCCCAUUAAAAUUGAAUCUAGAAAAAUCCAUGAACCAUUUGCAACCAUGAGCAAAAGUACAGUUACAAAAAGCCAUUCUGUAAUCAAUCAAAUGCGUGAUAGACCUUUGCCAUUCCCAGAGACUAUCACAGCACACCAACAUCGUCUGAAGUUUCUCCAAGAACAGCUGGACCUACAGAAGGAAGCUCUCCAGGCAAGACAGGAAGCCCAGGAACAGCUGCUCCUGUGCAAACAGAAACAACUGGAAGAACAAAUUGGUUUGUCUCUAUUUCUUCCAUUGGAUUCAUCUGCUUCACUGCCUUGCGCCAAAGCUGAAUCUGGGAGAAUUGAGGAAUCUUCUCCAGUCAAGGACAAUGCUGCACUUUCCUCAGGUGAUGCUGUGGUUGCACAACUUCAGGAUAAGCAUUUGAGUUUUUCACCGCCUGUUUUACCACAGCAAGCUAAUUUUAAAUUUCUUCAAGAAAAGUUGAAUAUUCAGAGAGAUAACCUUCAGGCCAGGCGAGAAGCCCAGGAGUUACAGAGUGAAUUGGAUGGAAGAGUGGGUUCUGAACAGGGUGAGCAAGCCUCUGUCCCAAUUCAGGUCAGUCAGCGUAUUUUUGCCUCACCACCUUCUCUUGAUACAAGAUCUAGAAAAAUCCAGGAAGGGGAGCAGUUGUUACCCAAAACUGAAAAAGGACUUCUCUCAAGCCAGGAUGAUAGCCCAAAAUCUCAAGCUGAGUCUUCAAGUUUGCUACGGCAGUUCCUUCCUCUUCAUGAUAGCUUGAAGUUGCUUAAAGAGCAGCUGGUUACACAGAGGGAUGCUCUUCAGGCUAGGCAUGAAGCUCACAUGAAAUUACUUGCAGGUAGACAAAGGUAUUCGAGAGACAUUAAACCUGUGGGGAUGAGCUGUUCGUUCUCACCAAUGGUGUUUGAGCAUUCUUUCCCUUUUCAAGAUCCUGCUAAAGCUGAGACUAGGAGAAUUGACAUGCCUUAUUCAUCUCAGAAGGAGCCUAUGAGUCCUAGUCAUAGGAGAGUCCCAGCAUUCCAGGAUAAGUCAUUCAGUUUUCCACAGCAAGAUUUGACAGCACCCGAAGAACAGUCACACAUACAGAGGGUAAUACUUGGUACUGGGGAGGAAAGUCAACCUGAACAAAGUGAAUUAGAAAAAAGAAUUUCUCCUGAACAAUCUGGCAUCUCUUCAUCACUCUCCCAAGUUACUGAUUCUGAAAGAUUCCAGGAAUUUGUGUCAUUGAUGAGUGACAGUACAGGUACAUUAAGUCAUCCCAAGAUCCCAAGAUUUCCAGAAAGAGUUCUGGAAUUUUCACAACAUGUGGUACCUGUACGAGAUAAUUUGAAGGAACAGCAAGAAAAGGUGGACACAGAAAAAGCGACCUCUUAUUUUAACCAGAAUACCCAAACUGGCUUGCCUUCCUUCAUGCCCCGGUUAGGGCAGCUUUCAUCUGCUUUACUACCUCUCGCUGAGCCCAGUACAAGCCAGGCAUAUCUUUCAACAGAAAGUGAUACUAAAAUUCCUUCAAGCCAGUUUCAGAUCCCAGAAUUGCAGGAUAGGCUUUUGAGAAUAUCACAGCUUAUCCAACCACAGCAAGACAAUCUGAAUGCACUUCAGCAACAGUUGGCUGCUCAGAGGGAGGCCAUCUUUCAGCUCAGAGAGGGGGCUCAGGAAGAACUGCUAACACAUAGACCGAGCGAGCGGAAGGGAAAACCAUCUCCUGAGCACUUUGGCACCUCUUCCUCACCCGAGACAACACAGCAUCCAUUUGCAUCAUUUCCUCUUUUGGUAAAUGAAAGAAUUCAAGAAGCUAGUCCAAACAGCAGUGAUUAUACAAUCUCCUCAAGUCAUUCUGAGAUGCAAAGGUUACCUGAUAGGCUGUUGGGUUUAUCACAUAGUGUUUUGCCUCAGCAAGAUAAUUUGAUUUCACCUCAAGAACAUUUGCAUGCACAGACAGAUUCCCUUCCUUCUAUUGAAAAAGCCCCAAAAGAGUUUAUUUUGCCCAAGCAAGAUAAUUAUGAGGGAGAAAUGCCUUCUGACCACUUUUCCCAAACUCACCAUGAUGAUUUGAAGGCACUUCAGCAGCAGUUAGAUGUACAGAGGGAGGCCAUUCGAUCUAGACAGGAAGUCCAAGAAGAACUGCUUUUUGAAAGACUGAGUAAUUUGGAGAAAAGGGUGUCAUCUGAGCAGGUUAGCUCCUCUUCAUUCUUACCCUUGGAGGCAUUGCCUGUUGCCGGUUCUCAGAGAACCCAAAAGUGUUUCCCAACUGAAGGGACUGAUACUCUUCCUUCCAGUCAGCCUGAAAUCCCAAGAUCACAGCAUAGGCGUCUGAGUUUAUCACCACCUGUGCACCGCCAAGGUGAAGUGACAGCACAGGUGUGUUCCAGUGAGACACCCCAAGAACUGCUGUUGAAUAGUGAAAGUAAGUUAAGCAAAAGUGAAUCUGCUCAUCAUUCCAUCUCAUCGUGUUUGUUCGAGGAAACAGAGCAUUUGUUUAUUCCACUGCCUUUUGCUGAAGGUAAAUCUAAAACCAUUUGUGAAUUGCAUUCAUCUAAGAUUGAACGUGCCCCUCCUCCAAGCAAUUCUUUAAUCUCAAGCCUUCAGGAUAGGCAUCCUGUGUUAUCUCAGCAAGAUAACUUGGGUGUUCAGAAGCAUGUAGAUUUUGAAAGAGAAGUUCUAUGUUACAGCCAGCUUGCCCAACAAGAAUUGCUGGUGCAGACAGAAACAACCCUACAACAGCAGAUCCAGAAGCAUCAAGAGAUUUUGAAGGAUUUCUUUAAAAGUAAUCAGACAAGUAAUCCCACAAAUGAAAAUGAUGUAAAAAUGCAGAAGAUGGAGCAGCUGGGGGAGUGGCUCCCUCAUGCGCGUGGACCAGCAAGCAGUGAGGAGGGCAGCAGUCGUGCAGAAAGGAGCAGCUCUGAUGAUGAUCCACUGCUUUCAGAACAUCCUGGUGCCAAGCUGAGUGGUAAAUUGGGUAGUAGAUCCUCAAAGCCACCUGUAGCACAAGUUAAAUGUGGAUUGGAUGUGAAGCAACAUGAACUCAGUGCUAUUCAAGAAGUAGAAUCUCCAGCAAGCGUCAGAACUUCAAUUCCAGGUAAACCUGAUUUCUCUCAGGACAGAGACCCCUUGAGGGUCUCAGUAAGCCGAGAACAAAGUUUCCUCGGGAACCUACUGCCCUGGGAUCCACUUGUUUGUCUUCAAACAGUUGAUGACGAUGACACAGCAGUCCAGGUCAAGGAGUCUGAAAUCGAGACUCAUGCCAUAUUAAGUUUUGCUAUGGAAGAAGAGUAUACCUGUCCGAGUUCAACUGUAAAGUCCAAUGAUAAGGCUGAAACACAAGAGAUUUCUCCUGAGCCAAUAUCCUCAGGAACUCUUUCUACUGGGAGCUUUUUAAGUUACGAAAACAUAGAUUUGAGCCUCACAGAUUCAGAGCACAUGGACAAUAGGGAACAAGAAUCUGGCGCCGGUGAAGAAGAUAAAGCAGCAGUUGACCUUGACUUCCCAGAAUUGGAACACAUUUUCCCAAAUUUGCAUCGUCAGCUUUUUAAACCCUUAGAACCACAUCCAGAUUCUGCUUUGUCACCAUCAUCCUCUGGGAUUUCUCAAGAUAAUGGAGACUUUUACCAGAUCUUAGAAUCUUCUGCUGAAAUCCGUCGUGCCCCUUCGUCAUCCCAGAGAUCAGUGUCUGUCACAGCCCUGCGGAGGAGCAGCCUGAACCAGCCAACUGACCCUGCUGUGGCUCUUCCUGCAGUUCAGACUUCUUCCACAGAGCACACUGGGGAACCUGAACAAUCUUUUCAACAACUUCUACCUGAAUUUUCCUCCCAAGAAGGGAACCAGCAUGUUGAUCUCCCAAGUAUUUUUAGUGUGGAAGCUAGAGAGCCUUCUGAAGGCACAGAUGAUCAGAACUACCUCUCUGAAGAACAGAGCAAAAUACUACAAAAUAAGAAAGCUGUUCAUUUCCAGCUCUCUGCAGAACAUUUAAGUUCAGUCUGUAGCUCAUCUGAUGAGGCUAACAUGUUUGGUCAGGUGCAUGUAAAUCAUAGCACACCAUGUGGUUCAACCUCCAGUGAGUGCUCGAUAAAGCAACAAUUAGAAGGAAAGGAGAGACUGCAUUUUGUAGAACUGUCAGAAAGAAGUGUUAAAAUAUCACAAAGGCAAGAAAUCACUGAAAAUGAAAAGAAUAAAGCCUAUAGGGCUUUUGCUGUAAAUCCACGUAGAGAUUUUGAUUCCCGAUUAUGUGUAACAAUGGAGAAAGGACCUUCUGUUCAGAUAUCCCCUCUAUUAACCAUUCAAAGUGAAAAAUGCUUUGAGACCUCAGCCACAGCUGAAACUCCAGAUGUUUCAAGAAACCUAUCCCAACCAGCAAUAUCAGAAACUGCUGAAUCAUUUUGCUUACAGAGCUCGGUUCCGAUCUGGGAAACAGAAUCUGGGCAUGGAAUAAUGGAAGAACCAGAACUUACUUUAGUAAGCAUCAGUGACAUCAGCAUUACCGAAACAGAUUUUGCCAAUUUAACCUUGGAAGAAAAUGAGGCAAAAAACAGUUUCCAGGUGAAUGAAUUACUGCCUCCGGUGUCAGAAUGUUCUCUGGACCAGUCAACAACAGCAUUUGCAGAAACGCUGGACACCAUUCCAGGGAGCUUACAAGAAGCAUUCUUAAAAAGAAAAAAAUCCUUUAUAGAAAGAUCCUAUCAGAGGCAGAAAGAAAUUCGGAACAAGGCUCAUGUUCGUAAUUCUCAGAUGAAGGCAACUAAAGAGAAGUUACCUACAGGUUCAUUUGUGAAUUGCCUAAAGGGUGUGAAUAGAGUAUCCAUUUCUGAAGAUAGGAAGACUGCACAGUCCCUCAUGCACCAAAGGGCUUUAAGAUUACACAAUCAAUUGGCAGAAGUGAAAAAACAAAAGGAAAAGGAAGAGAAAACAAAGCAGGAAGUUUAUGCCAAAAACAGAGCUAGUGCAAAAGAAUUUCAUAAGAAAGUGCUACAGAAACUUCGAGCCAAAAAUACAUGACUUCCUACAAACCAGUGUAAAGUUUAUUUUUUAUGCUUU